AUGGGUGGAACGCUGCUCAUGGAGGGGACGAACCCCGAUUCUCGCUACCCAGAGUCCCGGGUGCUCAUCAUCAUGACCGGCGGGACGAUCUGUAUGCAGCCUUCAGCGGACGGUCUGGUUCCCAUGACCGGCUUCCUCGAGAAUGCCAUGGCUCCUCGGCCGUCAUUCAACGACAAUUCUUCACCUUCAGUCAAGAUUCACGCCUACAAGAAUGGCGUCAAGCUGACCCUCGACAGCCUGCGCACCCCCCCGAGCGCAUACUCGCGGCACAUCCGCUACGGCAUCCUCGAGUUCCAGCCGUUGCUCGACUCGAGCUCCAUCUCGUCCACGGGCUGGACCGAGAUCGCCAUGACCAUCAAGGAGAACUACCACAUCUUCGACGGCUUCGUCGUGCUGCACGGCACCGACUCGCUCGCCUACACGGCGUCGGCCCUCUCCUUCAUGAUGGCCGACCUCGGCAAGCCCGUCAUCCUGACGGGCUCGCAGGCAUCUAUCUUCGCCCUGCAGUCCGACGCCGUCGACAACCUGCUGGGCUCGCUCAUCAUCGCUGGUACCUUCGUCAUCCCCGAGGUCUGCCUCUUCUUCCACCACACGCUCUUCCGCGGCAACCGCACGACCAAGGUGUCGGCGUCGUCGUUCGAGGCCUUCGAUAGCCCCAACUGCUCACCGCUGGCCAAGGUGACGUCGCUGGGGGUGGACGUGAACUGGGCGCUGGUGCGGCGGCCGACCAGCAUCGCCAGCUUCCGCGUGACCAAGUACCUGGACACGGCGCACGUGGCCUGCCUGCGCAUCUUCCCCGGCAUCAAGCCCGAGAUGGUGGACUCCGUGCUUAGGGCGCCGAACCUCCGCGGGCUGAUCCUUGAGACGUUCGGCAUGGGCAACGCCCCCGGCGGCGUGGACGGGAGCCUCACCAAGGUGAUUCGUGACGCCGUCGAGCGUGGCAUCGUCAUCGUCAACGUCAGCCAGUGCACCAACGGGUUUGUAUCCCCACUCUACGCCCCCGCCACCGCGCUCGGUCGCGCCGGCGUCGUUUUUGGCCACGACCUGACCACCGAGGCGGCACUAACCAAGCUUUCUUACCUGCUCGCCCUGCCCGAAUGGAAAUACAGCGAGGUGACGGCCAAGAUGGCGCAGUCGAUGCGCGGGGAGAUGACCGAGAUGGCGCUGACGUCCUUCUCGCACCCCGCGGGGAGCAUCGAUUCUGUCAACGGCUUUCACCGUCCUCCGAAUACGCCAUCCGCAACGGCGAGCUACACACCGUGCACAACCAUCAUGGAAGGCGACGAGUUCCACCACCAGCUGGUCAAGCGGGCCGACUACGCGGGCAACACGGCGCUGCACCUGGCGGCGGUCGGGCCGGAGCCGCUCGUGCUGCGCGACCUGCUCACGCGGGGCGCCAGCGUCCACGCCCGCAACCGCGCCGGCAACACCCCGCUGUACCUGGCCGAGAAGACGGGCAACGCCGAGUGCGUGCGGCUGCUUAAGGAGGCCGGCGCGCAUCUCUGGCUGGAUAAUGAGCUCAAGGGGGAGGGGAGUAGAGUGCCGAGCCGGGGCGCGAGUAGGGCCGUUUCUCCGGACCGUGCUUCUUCUUCUGGGGAGGGGCGGCCUGGUCAUGGGAAUGGGAGUGGGAGUGGCAUGGGCGAGGCUGCUGCUGCUGUUGAGGUGGUUCAGGGAGAUGGUGUGGGGGCGGCGGAGGCUCCUCGGGCGUUGUUGACGGGGGACACGGGGAAGAUCGUUGGUUGA
Chaetomium globosum CBS 148.51 is the source of this 1743-nucleotide messenger RNA. RefSeq lists its product as uncharacterized. The record is from RefSeq and is a predicted model, not a curated record. The transcript is spliced from 3 exons. NCBI's taxonomy places the organism in Eukaryota, Fungi, Ascomycota, Sordariomycetes, Sordariales, Chaetomiaceae. Gene Ontology annotation, molecular function: protein binding; asparaginase activity. The coding region runs from base 1 to 1743 and encodes 580 amino acids.